Messenger RNA from Vicia villosa (hairy vetch), 429 nucleotides. Its product is annotated as succinate dehydrogenase subunit 6, mitochondrial-like. The record is from RefSeq and is a predicted model, not a curated record. Bases 1 to 429 code for a protein of 142 amino acids. The transcript is spliced from 4 exons. Lineage: Eukaryota; Viridiplantae; Streptophyta; Magnoliopsida; Fabales; Fabaceae.
AUGGCAAAAGACCAUAUCUCUACCAUAUGCAUUCAUUGGUGUUGGCCUUUGUCUUGUGAUGAGCCUAUUUGUAAAUCCACCACCGUAUCAAAGCUUGAUACCUCUAAUGAAGGUGAAGAUGAUUCAUUUGAGGAUCCUAUUUACAAGUUCUACGGGAUAGUUUUAGACUCUAAAGCUAAGGAUGAAAUACUUCAAUAUGCAACAGUGGGAGCUUCUCUUCGUCAUUUUAGUUACACUGUUGUAGCCUCUACAUGGAUGUCUUCACUCUCAAAUUCAGGUGCUGGUCUGUCCUUAUUAGCUGGAGGUGUAUUUGGAUGGACAUUUGGGCACGAAAUUGUAAAUCCUUCCCUUCAACUUUAUAGUAUGGACACAUUGGCUUCUGAGGCUAAGUUUCUGGAGUGGUGGAAAAGGAAGACUGAAGGGUAUUGA